Messenger RNA from Carassius gibelio (silver crucian carp), 2853 nucleotides. RefSeq lists its product as uncharacterized. The coding region runs from base 285 to 2234 and encodes 649 amino acids. The record is from RefSeq and is a predicted model, not a curated record. NCBI's taxonomy places the organism in Eukaryota, Metazoa, Chordata, Actinopteri, Cypriniformes, Cyprinidae. The transcript is spliced from 2 exons. Gene Ontology annotation, molecular function: zinc ion binding; ATP hydrolysis activity; GTP binding.
UUUCAACACAUGAUCAUAAACUCCACUCUUUUACAACACUUACCUGGAAGAGACUGUCGUGUUACUUCUCCUUUGUCAGAACUCCAUUCCCGCUUAAUAAAAGAGAAAGGAAUCAGCAAUCACUGAAGAAUGAAGAUAACAAGAAUUUAACAAAGAUUUAUGGAAUAGGAUAUUUUUUUCUUAUCGGACAGCAGAUUUUUGGGAUUCUCAUGGUUAUUCAUUUUUGAAACGAUCGAACAGAACCUGAGAGUAAAGGUCAGACUGCUGGAGCUCGAACAGAGAAAAUGGCGUCUCUACAUGUUUCUGCUGAAGGGCUUUCUUGUCCUGUGUGCUGUGAUAUCUUCAAGACUCCUGUUCUUCUGUCAUGUAGUCACAGUUUCUGUAAAAGGUGUCUUCAUAAGUCCUGGAGAAAUAAAGAAACCCAGGAGUGUCCUGUCUGUAGGAGAAGAUCCUCAAAACUCGAACCUCCAGUUAAUCUUGCGUUACAAAACCUGUGUGAGUCGUUCCUGAAGGAGAGAAAAGAGAGCUGUUCAUCAGGAUCUGAGGAGAUCUGCAGCUUACACAGUGAGAAACUCAAACUCUUCUGUGUGGAGGACAAACAGCCGGUGUGUGUGGUGUGUGUUACUUCACAACAACACAUCAAUCACACAUUCAGACCCAUCAGUGAAGCUGAUCCAUCACAUAAGAACAAAAAUGAUCUGAUAAAGAAAAGAAUCUUAAUUGAAGAUGGAAAUCCUGCUCGAUAUCGUCUGCGAACAAGGACAGAACAUUUGGUUCAAUCUAAACCAUAUAGAAAAAUUACCUUUGGAGAGAGAGAUAGACACAAACCACAUAAAAUUAUUCUGAUGAUGGGAGAAACAGGAACAGGGAAAACAACCCUGAUCAAUGUGAUGAUCAACUACAUGUUGUGUGUUCAGAGAGAAGACAAGGUUUGGUUUGAGAUCACAGAUGAUCAGAGCGACCGAUCACAAACUCACAGUCAGACCUCUGGAAUCACUGUUUAUGGGUUUUAUCCACACGAGAGUCCAGUCCAUUUAACAAUCAUCGACACUCCAGGAUAUGGAAACACUCGUGGAAUCAAUCAUGAUGAAGAGAUCGCUGUGAGUUUGCACAGUUUAAGUAAAUUUGAUGACUGGGUUUAUGAAAUAGACGCAGUGUGUCUGGUGAUUAUGGCCCAUCAAAAUCGACUCUCUGACAGACAGAUCUACAUAUUUGAUGCUGUUCAGUCUUUAUUUGGAAGAGAUAUUGCUGAAAACAUCAUCUUACUCUUCACACACUCAGAUGGAAUGUCUCCUAAAAAUGCUCUGACGGCUGUUAAAGAGGCUAACAUCAAGUGUGCAGUAAAUGAGCAGAAUCAGCCAGUGUUUUUCCUGUUUAACAACUGUCAGACAGACUCUGCUGAAGAUGAAAAACAUAAAAAGAUACGGGAACAAUCACGGGAUCUUAGUUUUAGUGGAAUGGAGCAACUCUUCAAGUUUCUUAACACAAUAAAACCAAAAUCCUUGAAGAUGACUCAAGAUGUGUUGAAUAAACAGAAGCAGUUGGAGGCAAAUAUCUCUAAUCUACGAUCACGAGUUCAAAUGAUGACACUAAAGCAGAAUGAGCUGAAACAAACUCAAGAAGCUGUGGAGAAGAACAAGAAAGAUGCAAAAAAAAACAAGAACUUUGAGUAUGAAGUUGAAGUGCCCUACAAAGAAUGGGUUGAUAUUGAUCGUUCUGUAGCCAGUGUGGCGAUGUGCUGCACCGUCUGUGAGGAGAACUGUCAUUAUCCAGGAUGCUGGUGGUUCAGUGGUCUCUCGUGGUGUGAAGUGAUGAAGAAUAAUCACUGUACAGUGUGUACUAAUAAAUGCCACUACAGUAACCACAUCAAAGAAGCUAAAAUGUAUGUAACAAAGACAAGGACAGAGAAGAAGACUUUUAAAGAUUUAAAGAAGAAAUGUGAUGGUAAGAUUAGCUAUGGUGUGUCUGAGGUCAAGAUACUGGAAGGAGAACUGCACGAAUUAGAGAAAGAGAAAAGAAAUCUGGUGAUUGAAGCUUAUCACUGUGUGGAAACUCUGGAGAAGAUCGCACUCAACACUGAUUCACUGUUCAUACUUCAGCAUGUUGAUUUUCUGAUUGAGAAGCUGAUGGAGAUAAAUGAGCCUGAAAAAGCAAAAACACUGAAAAACAUGAAGAAGAGAGCAGGAGGAGAAAAACGAGCAAUUGGAUACUUAACAAGGCUUAAACAAAAAUAAUCAGAUCAAGUCUUAGCUACUCAAUCCCUGCUGACACUCUGAAAACAAGAUCAUGAAAAUAUUUCUGCUUCUUUUAAAAACAAGUCCUUUAUAUGAUGUCAUCAUAUUAUCAAUGAUUAUAUGAAUAUAUGAUUAUUAUGAAUCAAACAUUUUUCUGUCAUCAAACUUGUACUGUAUCAAUAUCAUAACUUGUCUAUUUUUCUCAUUUGAAAGUUGCUUUGAAUAAACAGCAUCUGUUAAAAGAACUGAUGUAAUGAGAAAAAAAACCUUUCACGAUAAGGAGUCCCCCUCCUUUGCCUCACAGUGCUUUAAUGUUCAUGUAAUCACGAUCACUACGAGUUUCUUUAGAGACUGUUUUAACUAUUAACUGUAUUAUUAAGCUCUGCCACCUAGAUGUCAUCAUUCUUCAGGUGAAGAAACAUUUCCAUAUUCAAGCUGAUAAAAAUCUGAGACAGCUUUUCUGGACUGUGUUCUUCGUUUUCUAUAACAUUUGUUGGUCUUACAUGUUUAUUGCUUUAUAGUUUUUCUUUGAAAUAAUACUAAAAUCUUAGAGAAUAUGCAGCAGAAAUAAGAAAUGCUUUCACUUGUAUCUCACUUAAAUAAAUAAAGCCAUUUAUUU